Vitis riparia (riverbank grape) is the source of this 858-nucleotide messenger RNA. RefSeq lists its product as uncharacterized. The transcript has 2 exons. Bases 331 to 783 code for a protein of 150 amino acids. Lineage: Eukaryota; Viridiplantae; Streptophyta; Magnoliopsida; Vitales; Vitaceae. The record is from RefSeq and is a predicted model, not a curated record.
UCAAGGAGCCAAGCAAAAAAAUCGACGGUCGUAUGACCGUUACGCAGCUCGCUGCCGCCGGAAGAUGUGGGCCCUCGGGGACUGGGGCGCCGGGGGAUGUUGCAAUGCGGAGAAUUUAAAUAACCGGCAUUCCCCAAGAAAUGUCAUCGGAGUGCCUCUUAAGGCAUUUCUCAACGUAUGGGGAGAUCGAGGAGGGUCCUUUUGGGUUCGAUAAGCAUACAGGAAAAUCAAAGGGGUUCGCCUUUUUUGCUUACAAGACAGAGGAAAGCGCAAAAGCAGCAGUUUUGCAUCCAAUAAAAAAUAUUGAUGGGCAUCAGAUAGUCUGCAAGUAUGCAGGCGAAGGGAAAAAAGGAAAUCAUGGGGGCAGCACCAAAUGUUGGGGUCGGUGGAAUUCAGGCCUCAAUUGGGUUCCCGGGAAAUGAUGCUCUCCAGCCGUUAACAACGCUUGGUUCACAGUACGGCGGACCCAGAGGUCUGUCUUCCCAUGGGGGUUUCCCUCAGGUUGGAGGGGGAGUGGCGGUUUUACCGCACCACCAGCACCCUUUCUCCAUUGGUGGUCCGGCGUUGACACCAAUUGGGAGUCGGGCGCCCCCAUCACUAGGUAGUGGUGGUGCAUAUGUUGGUGGAACGGGAGGAGCUUAUGGUGUGGGAUCUCAGUACGGUGGCCCGAGAUCUGGUGAGUCUUCACAGCAUAGGAAGCGGUUGGGUUGCUGCGAUUAUUGGUUUUCACGCCAAAGUUCUUUUGCAUGCGACUUGUUUGUCAUUUUGUUGGUUUUUGGCUGAUAUCUUUUCUUAAGAUGCUCUUGUACUAAACUUUGGUGUUUGGUUUUGAUUAUUGGUGGUCUUUAAUUUGGGUAA